Messenger RNA from Coniophora puteana RWD-64-598 SS2, 864 nucleotides. RefSeq lists its product as uncharacterized. The transcript has 4 exons. The record is from RefSeq and is a predicted model, not a curated record. Lineage: Eukaryota; Fungi; Basidiomycota; Agaricomycetes; Boletales; Coniophoraceae. Bases 1 to 864 code for a protein of 287 amino acids.
AUGCCCCUCCACAGCACCUUCAUCAAAGGCAACAGCGUCAUGCUAAACCUAGCUGACGACUCACGUUCUCCCGUGGGUGCUCGCAAUGGCGACUUUAUCUUUGAACAUCGCGUGUAUUCAGGCGACGGUUGGACCGACUUGAAUAUCAUUGUAAAACAGUAUCACACAGAAGCCGAAAUUGAGCGAGAGCAUGCCGCUCUAUUGCAGACCGGCCACACCCCGUACAACGCUGAAAGUCUCGCGAGAUUCGCUGUCGCCGACCAGCUCACCUAUCUCCUCCCGGAGCCGCGCAACAUCAGGAUGCUUCGAGAGUGCUAUCCUACUCGCCUUUUCUGCAUCAAGCCUCGGGUUGUAAUCCCGCCUAGGUUCUUACGACGCGGUUCUCCCCCGAUCAUCAAUAACCACGAGCCGAUGGUCAAUGACGAAGUAGACGUCGAACCGCGGGCUACCUCUCCUCUAUGUGCCGAACCAACUCUGGUGGAGGACAACAUCGAGGACGAGGACGACAUCGAGUAUGUGCGUUCCAGCAGCGCCGAUCUCCCUCCUCUCGCCGUACUCAUUGACCGCAUCAUGCGCGAGAGGAGGGAGCAGAACACAAUUAUCAUCGACGACUCGGACGACUCGGACGCGCCUGAUGCACGUCCUGUGAAGCGCCUCCGAGGAUCAACUUCUGAUGAUGCCGAAGAUCGUCGGGGCAUGGUGGACGCCCAUCUGUUUGACGUUUUCGCCUCAGCUCCACCUCGCCAUGUGUCGCUGCCACCCCACAACCAGCUUGUCAUUGCCGCUCAAAACAUAUUGCGGACCGAAUUUGGUGAUCUCGAGCCCAUCGAGGAGACGUCUGACGUCAAUGUCUCCAAUGCCUGA